AUGUCCUUCUCGCGUCCGUUGUCUAUCGCCUCGUCUGACGCCACCAUUACCGGGUCUGGAUCUGAUUCUGAUUCCGUCGAUGAAAGUUCGUCAACCGAUUACGGAUCCGUCGCAAAUUAUUCGCCAGUUGACUACGACACCGUCGACAAGCGUUCUUCGGCCCUUCCAGCCGAUUAUUCCAACUUCAGUCCAGCUUUCACUCGCGACUCCUUUUCGCUCGAAGAACUUCAUGAUUUUAGAAUACUCGUCACGGACGAGCUUAUCCGUUUUGCCAGAAGCAUAAGCGACUCCAACGAAACGGAUCGAGUCCAAAGGUUGAGACUGUACAGUCGCAUCGAGGACCUGUUUUCAACCCUCCAUAUGCAUCAACUGGGACCGCCUAUGGAACUUCGAAGGGCCCUCAUCCAGGCUAAAGGAAAGCAAGAAAAGAAGAGAGAUAAAGAAGAGAUGGCUGUCUUUCACAAGGAAGUUGAGGCACAGUCAGAGGAGGUGACUGAAGAGUAUGUGUCAGAAAUUAAGGCCCUUGUAGAAGACCAAGGUAUGUAA
Molecule: messenger RNA, 546 nt
Organism: Puccinia graminis f. sp. tritici CRL 75-36-700-3
Lineage: Eukaryota; Fungi; Basidiomycota; Pucciniomycetes; Pucciniales; Pucciniaceae
Exons: 3
Coding region: 1-546 (181 amino acids)
Source: RefSeq, a predicted model, not a curated record